Suillus subaureus is the source of this 396-nucleotide messenger RNA. RefSeq lists its product as uncharacterized. NCBI's taxonomy places the organism in Eukaryota, Fungi, Basidiomycota, Agaricomycetes, Boletales, Suillaceae. The record is from RefSeq and is a predicted model, not a curated record. The transcript is spliced from 2 exons. The coding region runs from base 1 to 396 and encodes 131 amino acids.
AUGUCUCAUUCACGAAACGCGAGUGACACCAGCGACUUGAGCGAGACCAUCAGCGAACCUGAAUCCGUCAUCAGCUUCAACGAGAGCGUGUAUUUCAACAUGCAAAACGCUACCGUGUCCACUGCGACAUACGUGGGACAGGCUCGGCAGACAAUAGGGCAACUAGCGACGAAUGAGAAUAGAUGGAUCACAACUCCAUCAAGCGUGCACAACGUGGACGCAUCCAGGGUUCUAGACGCGAUGCUGGGGAACGCUUGCGGGACCGGUGGCGAAACCUCUGAGCGUUACACUGCCUGUGCUAUUUGCGCAUGUCCGGAGAUCCACGACCAAGUCAACCUCGCGAGGACUUGGUUCAUGUAUCUGCUAUGGCCAUUCUUCACAGCUGGAACCCACUGA